AUGAGCCAAAAAAAGGUUAGAGUUAGGCGCAAGGAUGGUUGUCCAUGGCUUUUAUAUGCAGGUCUUGACAAGACAACAAAUGAUUUCAUGAUAAAAACUUACAUUUCAAAGCAUACUUGCAACAAGACAACUAGAAAUUACUUGUGCAAUGCAAAGUUCUUAGCUAAAACCUUCAGAGAAAGAAUAGUUGAGCAACCAAACAUAAUAGUAUUCAAGUUGCAAGAGUUGAUUAGAAAAAAGUUCAAACUUUAUGUUGGUAAGACCACUGUGAGAAAAUCAAAGGUUAAAGUGUUGAAAGAGAUAAUGGGUGAUCAUAUUGUAGAAUUUGGAAGAAUCCUUGACUAUAAAGAUGAACUAUUGAGGAUAAACCCGGGGACCAGUUGUGUUAUUAAACUUGGUGAGGCUGAUGAAGAAGAUAAACCAAAAUUCCAGACUUUUCACAUCUGCUUUGAUGCUUUGAAAAAGGCAUGGAUGCUGCCACUUGCUUGGGCAGUAGUUGAAAAAGAGAAUACAAACACCUGGACAUGGUUUGUUAGGUGCAUAAGGGAUGACCUAAGACUUGGAGAAAGUGAUGGUCUCACCCUGAUUACAGAUAUGCAGAAGCUUUACUUCAAUACUGAAGUAAAGUGUGAUUCAGUGGAUAACAACAUGAGUGAGUAUUUUAAUGGAUGGAUCUUGGCAGCUAGGCACAAGACCAUCAUUACCAUGCUUGAAGAAAUAAGAGUGAAAAUGAUGAAAAGAAUAGGCACUCUAAGAGAGUUUCCAAAUACUUGGUGUAGUAAUUACUCUCCAAUGUGUUUGAAGAUUUUAGAGGAGAACAUCAACAGGUCUAUGGAUUGUACCAUUGAGUUUAAUGGAGUGGCUGGUUUUGAAGUGAAAGAAGGGUUUUGUCAACACCCAGUGGAUAUUAUCAAGAGCACUUGUAGUUGUAGGUUAUGGCAGUUAAAAGGCAUACCAUGUGCACAUGGUGUGGCUGCACUGUUGUUCAAGAAACACCCCUUGUAUGACUAUAUUAAAAGCUGUUACAGUAAGGAAACAUACUUGAGGACUUAUGCUAAUGUGCUUGAACCAUUAACAAACAUGGAAAUAAGGCCUGUUUUAUCAAACAUUAUUGUUGCACCACCUAAAAUUAGUACCUUGUCUGGCAUGCCAUCUAAAUCUAGGAAGAAGAAAGCUAGAGAAACAAAGAAAUCUGAAAAAUUGCCUAGAACUGGACUAGCAAUGACAUAUAGUUUGUGCCAUGUUAGAGGCCACAACAAAAGAGGGUGCCCUCUAAGAGGACAAUCAGCAGAACCAAGUGCUGCACCAUCAACAACACCUACUGGUUCAAACAGGGGAAGAGGCAGACCUAAGAUAAUAUUACACUUGUACUAA
Capsicum annuum is the source of this 1374-nucleotide messenger RNA. RefSeq lists its product as uncharacterized. The transcript has 3 exons. The record is from RefSeq and is a predicted model, not a curated record. NCBI's taxonomy places the organism in Eukaryota, Viridiplantae, Streptophyta, Magnoliopsida, Solanales, Solanaceae. Gene Ontology annotation, molecular function: zinc ion binding. The coding region runs from base 1 to 1374 and encodes 457 amino acids.